CACGUAUUAGCGAGCCAAAUCUUCUGCCUAAGUUCCGACGCUCCCGUUUCAUGGUACACUUCUACACAGUCGAGCGGUCGUAAGAAUAAACCGAACACCUCGCGGUCUAAUACAUCACACCUUCGGGAGACCCUUGCACGCAUUCAUAUCGUCGGCGGAUGAAGGUUUAGACAGCGACAAGAAGUUGCCGUUGAUUGUAACAGAAGUCUCCAAAGCGGCCAUCUUGAGGUUUUGGGUUUGUUCCUGUGCUUGUUGUCAAUCGAAGUGGGAAAGCAGGAACCAAUUGAUUAUGUGAAAAGUGUGAUGAUUCCGGAGAAGAGGAGAAGACCUCCGGAGGCGGGGGGAAGACCGGCUUAUAUACAUGAGAAUCUGUGGCCAACCCGGCUUCUGAUCAGCCAUCUUGAGAAUGUCUUCCUUCCUCCGUAUCGCUGUCUACCUUCCUUGUCGUAAUGGCUUCCCCCCCGACAGAAGGGGAGUGCUUUCCAUACAGGUAUGUCGCUAUUCCCGUCGCCUUCAAGUUCAACAUGGUCAAGAACGAGACAACUGACACAAUAAUAUUCCACACGUCUGCGGCAGGAAAGACUCUCCUGACGCUCGCAGCCGGCGAAUCUGGGAUCCUUAACGGCGCGGUUCACCACCUCACUGUUGCGCCCAAGUCGAACGACAAUCAGAGCCCGCCGCAGGCCAAGCAGUGGAUGACCUACCAGACUUUUAAACCCGACGACAUUAUCAAAGCUGCGACUGCGACGCUCACUGCUUUACCAAACGGGGGUUACCGUAUUUCUCUGUACACCAUAGACGAGAGAGUUGUGGACGUGAAUUUUAAUCGAUCCUGGUCUUCUGAACGGGUCAAAUAACUUUGUGGGGGUAGUACUCAGCUGUUUCCUUUCAUUUAUCGAUGGAGGUUCUGUAGUUUCCGGCUUCGGUUUUGUACUAGUUUGCUACAAUUCCUUUUACACGGAACAAACAGUCCAAUGGUUCACUUCUUACACCACAAGGAGCAGCGUAUAUAGUCGAAUGGUCCUAAAAAAUAAGCCGAACACGUUACGAUUAGUACUUCACACCUUGGGUAUACUCUAUCA
Messenger RNA from Neurospora tetraspora, 1082 nucleotides. RefSeq lists its product as uncharacterized. The coding region runs from base 450 to 857 and encodes 135 amino acids. NCBI's taxonomy places the organism in Eukaryota, Fungi, Ascomycota, Sordariomycetes, Sordariales, Sordariaceae. The record is from RefSeq and is a predicted model, not a curated record. The transcript has a single exon.